GUUUUGCGGAUAACAGCGUCGCGUUGCUCACUGAAGGGGAGUCAGUGGACGGAUUAAAUGCGCUGGUUUGGGUUUGGCUUCAACGCCUUUGGACAAAUAUGUGUUCAGGAGAAAUUAGUUAAAGAAGAAAUUAGCGACACUGUCGGGGAAGUCAAAGUGAGCAUUCCCACAGAGCUAAAUGUGGACGAAAGAGGCUGCUGCUGCUUGAAGGCGAGUCAGAUCAGAGCGAGUUGGAGCCGCAGAGCAUCUCUGCAUUUGGAUGCGGACAGCUGUGUGUGCCUGGCAGGUUUCGGGUCAUCCUCCUUCAAAGAGUCUGGAGUGAACACCUGCGGCUGUAGAGAUGCAGUCCUCAGUGAAGGGCACCUUACUCUUGCUUUCUCAGACAGAAUUGAAUCCUGGGAGCUGCAGAAGAAACAUGAAAGUCCAUCAUGGAGCAUGGAGAUAACCGCUCAUCAGAGCUCUGAUGUAAAUUUGCCAUUGGUGCCCGGUGGUUACAUAGCACCUAAACCUCCCAUCUUCCGCUCCUUGUCUCCUCACCUGCAAGCAAAGAGUCUGGCCCUGGGAGGAGACCAUGCCAUCCUCCUGACUGCCACUGGAGCUGUCUACAGCUGGGGUCUGGGCAGCCAUGGUCAGCUGGGGCAUGGAGGACUGACCUCAGAGGAGGAGCCCAGGACGGUGGAAGCCCUGUGGGGGGUGCCUAUGAGCUCUGUGGCUGCCGGAGGCUGGCACUCUGUCUGCYUUAGUGGUGGAGGUGAUCUGUAUGUGUGGGGCUGGAACGAGAGCGGCCAGCUUGGACUUCCAUCGCGAGGUUUGAGGAAAGACUCGCAACAGAAGAGUUCCCAACAAGCAGAAUUGUGUCAAGAUGUCUGCACAUCUUCUAAAGAGGAGCUACAUGAAGAGAAACAAGAUGAUGUAUUCAUCUCAAUCCAAGGAUUCCCUGCUCUGCUGGAUGUCAGUCCUUCGUGUGAAAUCAGGACAGUCGGCUGUGGCUCCCGGCACACUGCUGCAGUCACAACCAUGGGCAAUCUGUACACUUGGGGAUGGGGUGAAUACGGCCAACUUGGACACCAAACCUUAAACAGUUUAGAUGAGCCUCAGUGUGUGGAGUUCUUCAGCGCUGAGAAUCUGCUCGUCGUCGAUGUGGUGUGUGGGCCGUGGAACACUUUUACUGCCGCUGUCACGAAGGAAGUACCAACUCAAAAACAAACCUGCUAAAUAUCCUAACAAAUACUUUUCUUACUGGUUAUGAAGUGUGGUUUGUAGUAAAUUAUUUGUUGAUGUUUAAAUAAAUUACUUUUGUACUA
Austrofundulus limnaeus is the source of this 1304-nucleotide messenger RNA. RefSeq names its product RCC1 domain containing 1 (gene rccd1). The record is from RefSeq and is a predicted model, not a curated record. Bases 58 to 1215 code for a protein of 385 amino acids. The transcript is spliced from 8 exons. Lineage: Eukaryota; Metazoa; Chordata; Actinopteri; Cyprinodontiformes; Rivulidae.